Molecule: messenger RNA, 4463 nt
Organism: Vicia villosa (hairy vetch)
Lineage: Eukaryota; Viridiplantae; Streptophyta; Magnoliopsida; Fabales; Fabaceae
Product: probable disease resistance protein At4g27220
Exons: 3
Coding region: 351-3821 (1156 amino acids)
Molecular function (GO): ADP binding
Source: RefSeq, a predicted model, not a curated record
UGUUGGUAGCCUCUAAUUAAUUUAGGGUACACCAGAAACAUGACUUGCACUACCAUUUAAUAUUAAUACCUUAUUUGGAGCCUAAUGAUGCACUUGACAGUAUAUGAAUAAAUAUUAGUAUAGUCAAUUAUUACUACAUAUAUUAAACUAUUGAAUAGAGGGAUUAGGUUGAGAUGAAGAGGAAACAAAACAGUUGACCAAACCAUAAAAUGUGUAAGCAGAACUUUGUUAUGUGAUUGUGUUAAAGACUAACUAAAGUGCAAGCACAAGGAUCCUUCUCUCAAUCUGUUAUUUCCCACUGCACUCAUCUCAAAGUGCAUCUACUUCUUGAGAUAAGGUUGUCUUAAACUAUGGCAAAUAUUGUUGUGACCAUUGCAAGUAAUGUGGGUAAAUAUUUGGCGGGACCAGCCAUUCGCGAACUUCAAUACCUUCUUUGUGUUAAUAAUGUAAUCAAUCUUCUUGAGAAUGAAAGAGAUGCGCUGUCGGCUGAAAGAGGCAACUUGCAAACUCGUGUGGCACAAGCCAAAGAGAGAACUGAAGUAAUUGAAAAGCCAGUGGAGAAAUGGUUAAAUGAUGUGGAGAAUCUCCUUGAAGAGGUGGAGAUUCUUGUACAAAGGACAGAGACUGACCUCAAUUGUUUUCAAGGAUGGUUUCCAACGUGUAAACGGUAUCUAUUGUGCAAGGAAAUGGUAAAGAAGAUAGAGGCAAUGGAGAAAUUCAAAGGCAAAAGCAAUGAUAUUAAUCCAUUUUCUCAUCUUGCUCCAUUACCAGGUAUUCAGUAUCAGUCAUCCGAAGACUUCAUUUACUUUGAGUCAACAAAAAUGGCUUAUGGUCAAAUCUGGGAAGCACUCGGGGAUGAUGGUGUCUCUAUAAUUGGAGUACAUGGAGAGGGUGGAUGUGGAAAAACAGCCCUUGUAACAGAAGUUGGCAAAAAGGCUGAGGAAUUGGAUAUGUUUGAUAAGGUUAUAUCAAUCACAGUGUCUCGAACUCCAAACAUUAGAGGCAUUCAAGGAGAAAUGGCUGAUAUGUUAAACUUGAGAUUGGGGGAAGAAAGUGAAAAGGGAAGAGCACAGCGUUUAUGGUUGUGUUUACAAGAAAAUAAGCGAACUCUUCUAAUAGUGGAUGAUCUAUGGGAAAAGUUUCAUUUGAUGGAUAUAGGGAUUCUCUUAGACAGUGUUAACAAGCGAACAUGGAAGAUCCUCAUAACCACUCAUAGCGAGCGUAUUUGUACAUCAAUGGAAUGCCAAAAGACUACUCAUUUGGAGCUCUUGUCUGAAGAUGAAUCUUGGACUUUCUUCCAAAAAUUUGUAAGAGUUGAUAACAUACUCUCCAAAAAUUUGCCACGGGAAAUCUGCAAUGAAUGCGAAAGACUUCCCCUAACAAUCAAAACUGUGGCGUUGUCAUUAAAAGGAAGGGAUGAAAGUGAAUGGCAUCGGGCAUUAGAGAAAUUGAGGGAUUCAAAGGAAUCUAAUGAUGAAGGAGGAGUGACUGCUACUUUUAGCUGCCUUAAAUUAUGUUUUGGUUAUUUGCUAAGGCCGGAAACAAAACAACUCUUUCUUGUGUGUUCUCUUUUUCCCGAAGACUAUCACAUCCCAAUAGAAGAUUUGUUGAGGUAUGCAGUUGGACUGAGUGUGGAAGAGAGAUUAUCAUUACAGUCAAGAAGAAGCUUAUUUGAAGCAAACAUCAGCCAACUUUUAGAAUCACAUUUGCUGAUGCGAGGUUCCGUGAAGAUGCAUGACGUGGUUCGUGAUGCAGCCUUAUGGUUUGCAAAUAGAUCAAAGAAUCGCAAAAUAUUGGUAAAUGUGGACAAACCACUUAGCACUGUGGCCAAGGACAACAAAAUAAGAGAUUGUUUUGCAGUAUCCUCAUGGUGGUAUAAUGAAAGUCCCUCUUUCUGUCAAUUGCUUGCUCCAAAUCUUAAAAUGCUAUUGCUAAACAUAAGUGCUCGUAGAUCAUGGAAUUCCCUGGAUUUAUCGCAUUUAACAUUUGAAGGAAUACAAGGGCUUGAGGUGUUUUCUCUAACCAUCAACUACAAAAUAGUACGAUUUUCACUACCUCCCUCUAUCCAACUGUUGACCAAUGUUCGAACUUUGCGCUUAAAUGGAUUGGAGUUUGGUGACAUAUCUUUCAUAGCAAGCUUAAUAAGACUUGAGGUUCUUGACUUGCGACGUUGUAAGUUCAACGAACUUCCUAUUGAAAUAGGAAAACUCUUACGUCUAAAGCUGCUAGAUUUGUCAGAAUGUCGUCUUUUUAAAAGGGCCUAUAAUGGAGCAAUAGGAAGAUAUUCACAACUAGAGGAAUUAUAUGCUUCAGCUUGCUACCCAGAAAAGUAUGUUUCUGAGAUUGCUAUGGAUAUUGGUUAUCUCCCAAAUUUACAAAGGUUUAAAUUUAGUGAUCAAAUCACACUAAAACUAAUGAUUCCUAAUAUCUCAAAUUUGAGGACAUCUCAAAAAACAAUUCUGCAAAUAGGUAAAAAUAUUUCUUUGACAGGCCUACAUGGAGGAUGUAAAAAUAUCAUCCCAGAUAUGGUUGGAAUUGUGGGAGGCAUGAAUGAUUUGACUUCUCUCCAUCUUACAAGUUGCAGAGAGAUAGAAUGCAUCGUCGAUGCAACCUAUGAUUUCAAGGAAGAUGAUCUGAUUCCCAACUUGGUCGAGUUACGCCUUGAGCGUAUAGAAAACAUGACAGUAUUGUGUCGAGGUCCACCUCUGGAAGUACUACGCUACUUUGAAAAACUAGAAGUACUUGAUAUACUACUUUGCGAGAAGUUACACAUCAGUUUUCCUAGGGAAUGUAAGCUGCGAAAUCUUAAGAUCCUCAGAUUAGAAUAUUGCAGGAUUGAUGAAGUACUUUUCUCAGCAUCUGUUGCUCAAAGUCUGCAUCAAUUAGAACAACUAAAAAUAAGUGGCUGCAAUGAAUUGAAGCAUAUAAUUGCUGAAAGUGGAAGUGAAUACGAUGGCUGUAAUACAAGUGAGGAAAAAAUUUCAAGUUCAAUGAAUUCUCAUUUUCUGAUGACCAAUCUAAGGGAAGUUGAGAUUUUCAGUUGUGGAAGUUUAGAGUCAAUAUUCCCAAUUUCCUAUGUUGAAGGACUAAACCAAUUGCAAAAGCUGGAAAUAUCAUUAUCUCCUAAGCUGGAAUAUGUGUUUGGUGAAUGUGGUCAUGAACACCAUUCAUCUUACCAAUACAAGAACCAUAUCAUGCUUCCUCAUUUGGAAUCUCUCAAACUCCAUAAUCUUGACAAUUUCAUUGGGAUGUGUCCCGAGAAAUGUGAAGCAAAAUGGCCAUCUCAGUCACUGAGGACAAUGACCAUACAUGAUUGUUCAAAAUUGAAAUGUUUGUUCUCUAUCAAAACACAUAGAAGCCUACCAGAGUUGAUUGAACUUAACAUUUACAAUUGUCAAGAAUUGGAACAAAUUGUUGCAGCAAAUGAAGAACUUGUGCAGCUUCCCAAAGCUGAAGUUUAUUUUCCAAAGCUAAAUAUUAUAAAAAUCUAUAACUGCAACAUGUUGAAAAGCCUUUUCCCUUUUUCUAUGGUCAGAAUGCUUCCAGAACUAAGCAAGCUUGAUAUAAUAAACUGUACUCAACUUGAAGAGGUAUUUAGACAUGGUCCCGGAGGAGACGAUAUUAUCAGGGAAAUGGAAGUUGUGCUUCCAAACUUGACAAAUAUAACAUUGUAUGAGCUACCGAAUUUUGUAGAUAUCUGUCAUGGUUAUAAGUUACAUGCCGUUAAACUUCAAGAACUCGACAUAUCUCACUGCCCUAAAGCUGUUCCAAGCAUAAAAAAAAUUCAGGAUGAAACUCAAAGAAUCGGGAUUAGAAGAUGAAGAUUCUUUUUAUGGAUACUUGAAUUUCGCAUGAGUAAUGAUGUGUUUGAACCAGACCAUAUGAGUGAGGUUUUUCACAGUCAUCUACAGAUGGAUCAUCAUUUUAUUUGUUUAGACUGUACAACUUGUAUUGAAUAACAAUGUGGUUAGUCGCAUAUGAAUUUUGAAUUUGUGUAAGUGCUAUAGCAUAGUGGUUAUGUAUUACUAUUGUAUGUGGAAUAAACACCGACUCUGAAGACAAACAAAUGAACAUGCACAUUUCAUCCACGAAAUAUUGGAAUGGAGUGUAUUCAUAUAAUUUUAUAUUGUCAAUAAUUCUUGGCUUCAUACUUUUCUCAUUAUUAUUUCUCGUAUAUAUAAAGGUUACAGGGCUAUAUCGGUAAUUACACUAAAUAAUUACAUUUAAACUAAUUCCUAUUCACAUCCCCCCUCAAAUUGAUGCUGCUUGUCAAUGAGCAUCAAUUUGCUAACAAGAAACUGAUGACGUGGACGCGGAACAGCCUUGGUAAGAAUAUCUGCAAUCUGCAACUGAGUACUGACAUGAGGAAGUGAUAUUAUUCUAUCAUCAUAAGCGUCACGGAUUGAGUGACAAUCAACUUCAAUAUGUUUGGUGCGUUCAUGAAAAACAGGAUUCGCAACAAU